CACUUUCUUUUUAGAUGUUCUCGCUGUUCAUAGUGUUCAGUUCAGGUGAUGCCAGAGCACGUCUGUCGAUAAACAGAAGAUUUUGGUGCUACUUUAUUUUGCAUGACAUAAAAGACAACCACAUAAGGGCAAAAGAAACAGCCAGAAAGGAGUUUCUAUGGAAAAUAAUCGCUGUGGUUGAAGAGCUUGGCUUUGUAUCUUUGAUUUAGGAUUUUGUUGGAGCGCUUGGCAUAUUUGACCAUGGCACCACAUCCUGUGGUUCAGGCAAUAAUAGACCUCUCUGCUGGGGCUAUAGGGGGCACAGCUUGUGUAUUUAGUGGUCAACCUUUGGACACGGCUAAGGUGAAAAUGCAGACGUUCCCCAGUUUAUACAGAGGCUUUGUGCACUGCUUUGUGUCUACAUACAGACAGGUGGGCCUUCGAGGGUUGUAUCAAGGUACCACACCGGCCCUCAUGGCCAACAUUGCAGAGAACUCAGUGCUCUUCAUGUGCUAUGGCUUUUGCCAAGAGGUGGUCCGCUUCGUCUCUGGUCAGGAGAAAGGGGCUGUGCUCAGUGACGUGCAGAAAGCGUGCGCAGGCUCCGUGGCCUCAGUUUUCUCCUCUCUGGUCUUGUGUCCCACUGAGCUGGUGAAGUGCCGAUUGCAGGCUAUGCAUGAGAUGACCACUUCUGGCAAGAUCACCCACAGUCAGAACACAGUUUGGUCAGUGAUAAAGUCCAUUAUGCAUAAUGAUGGUCCAGCAGGGUUCUUCCAGGGUUUAACCACUACAAUUGCCCGUGAGGUGCCUGGAUAUUUCUGUUUCUUUGGAGCUUAUGAGCUCUGUCGCUCUCUCUUUGCUGAGUACAUGCACUGUGGCAAGGAUGACAUAGGUGUAGCCUCUACUGUGUUCAGUGGAGGUUUGGGGGGAGCUUGUCUCUGGCUUGUGGUUUACCCUAUGGACUGUGUUAAAUCCAGGAUACAGGUCAUGUCUAUGACAGGCAAGCAGUCAGGCUUCUUCAAGACUUUCAUGCAUAUCUUCAGAACAGAAGGUGUGAGGGCUCUAUAUUCUGGUCUGACUCCCACAAUGAUCCGCACAUUUCCGGCCAACGGUGCUCUGUUCUUAGGUUAUGAAGCCAGCCGCAAAAUCAUGAUGGCACAAUUUGACAGCUAACCCCUAAACAUCAAGCGUUAUUUUCUCUAGUUGUUUUUUUUAAAUCAUUUUUAAAUGAACUACUUAGAAUUCACCAUGGCCAGUCUAUAGUAUUUCAUUCAACAUGCCAUGGUUUGCACACACUAACGCACAUUUAUAUAAUAAUGCUAAGUUUUAUUUAUACACUUUAACACUUUACAGUUUUAGUUAAUGCAUUAGGUAUUAUUAACUAUCAGUGAACAAUGGUACUUAAAGGAUUUAUUGAUAUAGGUUGGUGUACAAAUAUACUAUUGUUAAUUCAUUUGUUCGUAAUUGUUGUUAUGAACACUAGUCCCAUCACUCCCUCAUGCCUACAAUUUACAUUUGUAACCAUGAACUAUAUAUUUUCAGUGAACAAUGUGGAAUGAACUAUAACUAUGCAAUUACGUUUUGAAUGCUGUUUUCUUGAACACUUAUAGACAAAAGGAACAUUUGCGAUUAAACCUGAAUGACCCGACUGCCAACUGUCUAUCUAAACCUAGUUUUAGAUAUACACCAAAUUUGUUCGAUCAAUAUAACUGCAAGUUUUGUAUUCUGUUGUUUGGAUUUUAUGUUAUUAAAUUAUUCAUAAAAAAAAAA
Messenger RNA from Carassius auratus (goldfish), 1746 nucleotides. Its product is annotated as mitochondrial ornithine transporter 1-like. Gene Ontology annotation, biological process: mitochondrial L-ornithine transmembrane transport. Bases 241 to 1149 code for a protein of 302 amino acids. The record is from RefSeq and is a predicted model, not a curated record. The transcript is spliced from 7 exons. Gene Ontology annotation, molecular function: L-ornithine transmembrane transporter activity. NCBI's taxonomy places the organism in Eukaryota, Metazoa, Chordata, Actinopteri, Cypriniformes, Cyprinidae. Gene Ontology annotation, cellular component: mitochondrion.